Messenger RNA from Exophiala spinifera, 786 nucleotides. RefSeq lists its product as uncharacterized. Lineage: Eukaryota; Fungi; Ascomycota; Eurotiomycetes; Chaetothyriales; Herpotrichiellaceae. Gene Ontology annotation, molecular function: oxidoreductase activity. Bases 1 to 786 code for a protein of 261 amino acids. The transcript has 3 exons. The record is from RefSeq and is a predicted model, not a curated record.
AUGCCUUUCCCUUACAAGAAAGUGGUGGUGAUUGGUGCUACUAGUGGCAUCGGCGAAGCAUUCGCACAUCGCCUCAUCGAUGACGGCUCGUUUGUCAUUGCCGUUGGACGUCGAAAAGAGAAUCUCGAAACCCUCGUCCAGAACCAUGGACACGACAAAUGUCAAGCAGUGCCAUUCGAUAUUACCAAGCUGGAAUCUGUGCCGCACUUCGCAACAAACAUCAUGAAUACCCACCCUGACGUCGACUGUAUCAUCCUCAACUCGGGCAUCCAAAGAAGGACAGAUUUUAGCGACCCCGACUCGAUUGACAUUAAUUCGUUGCAGCUCGAGUUCAACACCAACUACAUCGCACACCUGGCUCUGACCAAAGCAUUUUUGCCGUUUUUGCAGAAAAGGUCGACAGAGUCUGCACUGGUCUACAUUACCUCUGGCCUGGCACUGGUUCCGAUUCUCCGCUGUUCAAACUAUUGCGCUUCGAAAGCCGCAUUGCAUCAGUGGAUACUGUGUCUGCGAGCACAACUGAGUAAGACGAAGGUGAAGGUUAUUGAGAUUUUGCCACCGGCGGUUCAGACCGAGCUCCACGACGAGAAGCAUCAGCCAGAUAUUAAGGACGGUCGCCAGAUUGGAAUGCCUCUAGACGAAUUCAUGGAUGAAGCAUACUCUGGAUUGGUCCGUGGCCAGACUCAAGUACCCGUUGGAACGUCCAAGCGUGCCUUUAACGGGUUUGAAGUAAAGCGGCAGGAGGCCUUUGCGCAUAUGCUCAAAGUCAUGGGCUCUGGACCGUAG